AUGGAGUCCACCCCCUCCUCGAACGGCUUUCGAUCCCGCCGCUCCUACCCAUCUCUCCACCAAGUCUCCGUCGCCCCUCUCACACCCCGAUUCCCCAUCGACGACGACCCAGAACCAAUCGACUACUUCAGUGCCCGGGAUACCACCAACGAAAAUGCCCCCACCGAGAGCCUGGUCUCGCCGCGGACCUCCUACCUAACCAGUGCCUCGGUCCCCGGCACGCCGUCUCUCCUCUCCCAUUCCCGCAGUGCAUCUCGGCCACGACACGCACGAAGCAAAAGCUCGGGCCGUGCCGGACACCUAAGCGAUACAAACCUGCAUGCCAAAGAUAUCGCACACGCCCUGCAUCACCGCCAGUCCGCCUCACACAGCAAUAGCACCAGCCAACGACACAGCUCGGCGGCGUACUCGAAGCGCCAAUUCAACUCGACCGGCCAUGGCGCUGCGACUGCAACAUCCGAUGCCGAGUGGAUGCUCCGUGCCGGCAUCGCGCUGGCCUCAUCGACGCGCGAGCAAAAGGGCCAGAGCUGGCUCUCCAAGCGUGAGAGCUCCACCAGCCUCGUCUCGGAGGUGCCUUUCGACGAGUCCCCCCAUACUGCGACCCGCCAUCACCACCGCAGCAAGUCCGGUGCCUCAUCGCGCAAAUCUCGAUCUGGUGCUUCUACGCCUGGCGGCGCAUUGUCCCGUCGCAGCUCGCGCUCCCGUGGCGGAAGCCGUCGCAGCAGUCGCGGGGGGCUUACCAUGACUGCCAUCCCGCCGCCUUUAUCGUCUGUGCCCUCCUCGACAGCGGGCAAGGUCCCCACCGCUGACCCGGCGGAGGGAACUGCGAGUCCCGAAGAGGCGCGCGGCAGUGAUCCCGCGCUGGUCGCGGACUUUGUGGACGAGCGGAUCCGCGCCGAGAUGGCUGCGCUGCAGCACCAACGCCGGGAGCGAGGAAUCUCGGAUGAAGACUCUGAGUUCCACAUGGAAGGGGAUGGGGAUGGAGAAGGUGACUAUGACUCCGACUCGCAGUACGACUAUUCAUCCUCCUCAACCCCCGACGACGACUUCGACGAAGCCGAUCUACAGCGUCUAACCCGCGAGCGCGGGUUCGGGCUAGGCACCUGGCUCGACCGGCUGGUGGAAUGGACGCUUUUCAGCACGGACGAGUGGCCCGGCGCCUCGGCGCCUGGCACGGCUCAGGCGCGGAUCGGUUCUGCUCCCACCUCUACGACGGUUACAUUCGAGGAGCCGGUGGUUAUCCCCCGCGUCGAGACGGAUGAUCAUGAUCGGCACCACGACAAUCUCUCGCUCGCUUCGUCGGCGGAGUAUGGGUAUGAUGACUCCGAAGACGGCGACGACACUAGAGAUGUUGAUUCCCUCUCUCAUACGAAUGGCGAAGAGUCGACUGCCCAGGUUGAGAAACCCGGUGCAAAGGGCGGGUGGGAGGAUGCUGGGUGGUUGUUCCGCUUGGUCAAGCGAGCCAUCUUAUAA
This is a messenger RNA of Penicillium riverlandense, 1473 nucleotides long. RefSeq names its product DUF3984 domain-containing protein. Lineage: Eukaryota; Fungi; Ascomycota; Eurotiomycetes; Eurotiales; Aspergillaceae. The transcript is spliced from 2 exons. The record is from RefSeq and is a predicted model, not a curated record. The coding region runs from base 1 to 1473 and encodes 490 amino acids.